AUGCCUUACCAUUAUCAGAAGGAGGUUAGGUUGCCUAAAGCCGUGUUCCCUAAGUUUGAUGGAUCACAUCCUAAGGUCUGGCGUGAAAAGUGUGAAAAGUAUUUUAACAUGUAUCACAUCCCUAUGCAUCUAUGGUCUCAGUUUGCCACCAUACACUUUAAGGGUAGUGCUGAACUUUGGUUACAGACAUAUGAAGCACAACAUUCUGAUUCAGAUAUUAGUUGUGCUGAGUUGUGCAUUGCGGUUGAGUCCAAGUUUGGCAAAGAUUUGUACCACAAUGCCAUGCAUGACCUUUUGCAAAUUAAACAAAUAGCUGAUGUGCAAGAGUAUUAUGAUAGAUUUCAAAAUGCCAUGCAUAAGGUGUUAGUUCACAACAAGUCUCUAGAUGAUGUGUUUUUUGUGAGCAAAUUCAUGCAGGGUCUCAACCCAGACAUUAGAUCAGCCAUCAUUUUACAUAAACCUAGAACUGUUGAUGUGGCUUUGUCUCUAGCUCUCAUGCAGGCCUCAGUGCUAGAGUCUCUAGCCAAACCCUUCUUCAAAAGGCAAAACAGAGACUUCAACAGAGCUCAAGGAAGGCAGUUUUCCAAUCCUCAACCAGGAAUCAUGGGCCCAAUUCCUAAUCAUGCAGGGGAUGAAGCCAAGACUAAAUGGGAUGACAAGCUUGCUGCUCUAAGAACUCAGCGAAGAGCACAAGGUUUGUGCAUGAAAUGUGGUGAAAAAUGGGGUAAAAUCACAAGUGCCCUGACAAGGUGGCACUACAUGUUGUGGAAGAAUUCCUAG
Messenger RNA from Miscanthus lutarioriparius, 780 nucleotides. Lineage: Eukaryota; Viridiplantae; Streptophyta; Magnoliopsida; Poales; Poaceae. The record is from the annotation of a GenBank genome assembly.